AUGUGCAAACAUAUUAUUGCAAAUCCUGAUACAUCUCAUUUUCUUUUGAAGAUGGCAAACUUAGCAAAGCUUAAAUUUGCUGUUUGGGACAUAUCUCGAAACAACUAUCUAUCAUGGGUCCUAGAUGCCAAGAUCCACCUUGAGGCCAAUAGCCUUGGAAAAACCUUUGUAGAUGGAAACGAUGCAUCCCCAGAAGAAAAUGCAAAGGUCGUGAUCUUUCUUCGCUGUCACAUCCGUGAAGCGCUGAAAAGAGAAUACAUGGCGGUGGAUAACCCACUGAUUUUGUGGAAAGCCUUAUGCAAAAAGUACAAUCACCAAAAGACAGUGAUCUUCCCAAGAGCCAUAUAUGAAUUGACACACUUCAAAUUCCAAGGUUUCAAGUCAGUGUCCGAGUAUAAUUCGGCGAUGCAUAAAAUUACCUCUAUGAUGAAGUUAUGUGAGUAG
Molecule: messenger RNA, 444 nt
Organism: Prunus avium (sweet cherry)
Lineage: Eukaryota; Viridiplantae; Streptophyta; Magnoliopsida; Rosales; Rosaceae
Source: RefSeq, a predicted model, not a curated record